UUGGUUGGAUUCGGGUGGUUCCGCUGGCGGUGGGCCUGUCCACUGCAUUCGUGAUUUCGGCCGUGGAGUUGCACAUCGUGUGUCUGUCUGUGGCUGGCCAAAAGUGAGAUUUCAACAUGAAUGUGGAGAAGCUGAAGCGUCUGCAGGCCCAGGUCCGGAUCGGCGGCAAGGGCACGCCCCGUCGGAAGAAGAAGGUCAUGCACCAGACGGCGGCCACCGACGACAAGAAGCUGCAGAGCUCGCUCAAGAAGCUCUCGGUGAGCACCAUCCCGGGCAUCGAGGAGGUCAACAUAAUCAAGGACGACCUGACCGUGAUUCACUUCAACAACCCCAAGGCGCAGGCCUCCCUUUCGGCCAACACCUUUGCGGUCACGGGUCACGGUGAGACCCGGAAGGUGGUCGAAAUGCUGCCGGACAUCCUGCCCCAGCUGGGCCAGGAGACGGUCGUCCAGCUGCGGAUGUAUGCCAAUGCCAUGAACAGUCAGAAGGGGGCGCCGGGCAGCGGCGAUGGACCUGUCCCAGCGGAGGAGGAUGACGAUGUUCCCUUGCUCGUGGGCGAUUUCGAUGAGGUGGCCAAGGUGGAGGCGACCAAGCAGCCGGUACAGGAGCCUAAGGAAUCUGUGGAGAGCAAGCCCAAGGAUAAGCAGCAGCAGCAGCCCAAGAAAGACCAGAAGCAGUCGGCAAAAGUGCCGGCGUCCACCAAUCCCAGCGAGAGUUCCAAAGAGAAACAAGAAAAUAGGAAGGGUCAGGCCAAAAAUAACAAGAAAGGUGAUCCACAGACCAACAAGGACAAGCCCAAUAAAAGCAAGGAUCAGGCCAAGGGUCAGCCUGCUCCCCAAGCCAACAAGGAAACGACACAGGCUGCAGAAGCUCCCAAGCCGAAUCCUCCGAAGCCCGCUGUAGAGCAGAAAAAGGAUCAAGUGCUCGCAGUUGACCAGAAGGUUCAAGCCAACGGUGCAAUUCAAAAGGAGCAGCAACCCAAGCCCGCUGAGACCAAGCCCACUGACCAGAAAGUUGGACCCAAAUCGGCAGAGAAGCAGGUGGACAAGGCCAAACCCAUUGAACAGGCCAAAACCAAAGAGCCCAAGGUGGAACAGCCGAAGCCAGCUCAGAAGCAAAUAGAUCAGAACACCCAGUCCAAACCCACGGCGCAGAGAAGUGAAGAUAAGCCAGUGGUACCGACACCAGAGCCCCAGAAGUCCGCUCUUGCACAGGCUUCAGGAAAGGCGCCAACUCCUCCUGCUGUCCAAACUCUCGCCCAGAUUGUGUCUUUGCCUGCCGAGAAACCAGCCAAUGAAGCGGCUGCUACUCCUAAAGCUGAGGAACAGAAGAAGGACUCGUCUGGUCCAGCUAAGGCGGAGCCAGCGAUUACUCCAUCGGUACCAGAACCAGUCACCACUGCUGAGCCACCCAAGAGUGCUCUCAAACAGGACUCACCUCCUAAGAGCGCUCCCAAGCAGGCAUCCCCACCGAAAAAUGUUCCGAAGCAGGAAUCGCCACCACAGAGUGCUCCCAAACAGGAUUCAGCGCCUAAGGGUGCUCCCAAACAGGAUUCACCACCAAAGGGUGCUCCCAAACAGGAUUCUCCACCAAAAACGGUUUCUAAACAGGAUUCACCGCCACAGCAAAAGACUCCACCACCAGUUAAACAGGAUGCACCACCAGCUAAGCAGGAUGCACCACCAGUAGAAGUCGCUAAAGUUCCAGCUCCAGAGGGUCUCAAAACGCCAGCACCGGACGUCACCAACGUUGCUCACGCACCUGCACAACCUCAAGGUCAGGCUGCUCUCGCUUCUGAAAAGCCAGCGGAUGCGCCAAAGGCCAUUGAAGAUCCGAAAGCUGCACCCAAGAAGGAAUCACCACCACCCACAAAACCAGUGACGGCCCCAGUUCCGGUGGCACCUGCCACUCCUGCUGAGGCGCCAUCUCCCCUGGCACCUUCCACUCCGCCAACGACUCCCACCUCGGUGCCGCCCUCUGCAGCGGCAGUGACCCCUCCAUCUCCCACCACGGUGACUCCCCCGUCGCCUGCUGCAGUUACUCCGCCUCAGAAACUGGUGACGGCUCCCCAAGCGUGCAUCAAGAAGCAGGAGGCAGGACCGAAGACAAAACAGCAGCAGCCAGCAGCCAACAAGCCCCAACAACCGCAAAAGCAGCCACCAGGAGGACCAGGAGGAUCAGCUGGGCCAGGAGGGAACAAGGCCGUGCAGAAACAGCCGAACCCCAAUGCCAAGCCAGCAGUUGCUCCAAAGCCGGCCCAGGCCACUCCAAAACCCGCUGCUGCUUCUCCAAAGGCAUCCCCCAACCAGGCGAAUCCACAACAGCAGCAGGGCAAAGCAGCUAACAAAGCGUCCCCUCCAAAGCAAGCUGGACCAACUGGGGGGCAGCAGAAGUCGGCGGCGAACGCCUCGAAGGCCACACCCUCCCCGAAAUCGGUUGUAUCCCCAAAAGCCACCUCCCCGAAGGCCGGAACUCCUACCAAUCCUGCUCCCGCUUCUGGGGGUCCCAACUGAUCCUCCUCCAGUCUCUUUUCUAAUCGGCGCCCUUGCAUUUCAAACCCACUCGCAUUUUCAUAGCCCAUUUUCGCCUUCGUUAAUCUCUGAUGAACCCGGGUACUAACCGCCUUUUGAUUAUUUGUGGCCUUUACAUUUUUGAAUAAAAUUAUGAUUUAA
Drosophila mauritiana is the source of this 2672-nucleotide messenger RNA. It is a transcript of the gene uncNacbeta, whose product is annotated as pollen-specific leucine-rich repeat extensin-like protein 1. The transcript is spliced from 2 exons. The record is from RefSeq and is a predicted model, not a curated record. Gene Ontology annotation, cellular component: nascent polypeptide-associated complex; cytosol. The coding region runs from base 117 to 2513 and encodes 798 amino acids. Lineage: Eukaryota; Metazoa; Arthropoda; Insecta; Diptera; Drosophilidae.